Oryza sativa Japonica Group (Japanese rice) is the source of this 1358-nucleotide messenger RNA. Its product is annotated as cycloartenol-C-24-methyltransferase 1-like. The record is from RefSeq and is a predicted model, not a curated record. NCBI's taxonomy places the organism in Eukaryota, Viridiplantae, Streptophyta, Magnoliopsida, Poales, Poaceae. Gene Ontology annotation, cellular component: endoplasmic reticulum. Gene Ontology annotation, molecular function: sterol 24-C-methyltransferase activity. Gene Ontology annotation, biological process: sterol biosynthetic process.
AUACGCUCCUGAAAAUGCUCAAAGGGCAACCAUAUAUAAUACCUUCAUCUUCAAUUCCUCCUGUUCCAGCUGUUGUCUAAUCGAUCUGCAGACUGAACUGAAGUAUAAUGUCGAAGACGAGUGCCCUGGAUCUUGCUUCAGGAUUAGGAGGGAAGAUCAGAAAGGAGCAAGUCAAAUCGGCCGUGGAUCAGUAUGAGAAUUAUCAUGAAAUUUAUGGAGGUGAAGUGGAAUCAAGGACAUCCAACUACGCUGAUUUGGCAAACAAGUAUUAUGAUCUUGUCACCAGUUUCUACGAAUACGGCUGGGGAGAAUCAUUCCAUUUCGGCAGCAGAUGGCAAGGAGAAACUUUACGCGAAAGCCUUAAGCGUCAUGAGCAUUUUCUGGCCUUGCAACUCGGCCUCAAGAAGGGCAUGAAGGUCCUAGACGUGGGGUGUGGCAUUGGAGGACCCUUGAGAGAGAUUGCCAGAUUCAGCUCAGCAUCGGUGACUGGACUGAACAACAAUGCGUACCAGAUAUCAAGGGGCAAGGAACUCAACUUUUCUGUCGGUUUGAGUGAAACCUGCAACUUUGUCAAGGCUGACUUCAUGAACAUGCCUAUCCCUGAUGCCACCUUCGACGCAGCCUACGCCAUCGAGGCGACAUGCCAUGCCCCUGAUGCUGUUGGUGUCUACAGGGAGAUCUGCCGAGUGCUGAAACCAGGGCAGUUGUUCGCGUUGGACGAGUGGUGCAUGACCGACAAGUAUGAUCCAGGCAACUCGAGGCACCGGAGCAUCAAGGCCGAGAUCGAGCUCGGCAAUGGCCUUCCAGACAUCAGAACCACCAAACAGUGCAUCCAGGCUCUCAAAGACGCGGGCUUUGAGGUUGUAUCGGUGAAGGAUCUGGCAGAGGAUUCGCCGUUGCCAUGGUACCUGCCUCUUGAUUCCAGCCAGUUCUCACUCAAUGGCUUCCGUCUCACCCGUGUCGGCCGCUUCAUCACUCACAUGCUGGUAAAGACGCUCGAGUGCCUCCAUGUUGCCCCACAGGGCAGCCUGAGGGUCUCCAGCUUUCUUGAGACCGCGGCCGAAGGGCUUGUGAAGGGCGCCAAGGAAGGGAUCUUCACGCCCAUUUUCUUCGUCUUGGCUCGGAAACCUCUGGACAAGCAGCCAGAGAUCUGAAGAACAGAGCAAGGUGUGGUAAUUAUCAUCUUCAUAAGUGUGCAAUAAAAAGAACAACUGUUUGAUCAGUGUGUACUUCUCUGAACCCAGCGAGAUGUGGUGUUUUAUUUGGUCAAUUCGUGUCAUAAAAAAGUAGUAAGUUUGUUCAGUGUGUACGUAACAGUUUCGUCUGGGUAUGAAUUCAGUAUUUGUUUUUCAGUCUUA